This is a messenger RNA of Diplodia corticola, 435 nucleotides long. RefSeq names its product cytochrome p450 protein. Bases 1 to 435 code for a protein of 144 amino acids. The transcript has a single exon. NCBI's taxonomy places the organism in Eukaryota, Fungi, Ascomycota, Dothideomycetes, Botryosphaeriales, Botryosphaeriaceae. The record is from RefSeq and is a predicted model, not a curated record.
AUGUCGACCGAGCAAUCCCAGAGGCUCCAGACGGUCCACGCCCUCCUCGACGGCUACGGUAGCCUGUCGGUCCCCACGCUCGCGGCCCCCCUGGCGGACGAUUUCAAGCACCAGGUGCUGCCCGAAUCACUGGGCAUGCCGGCACGCGACAAGGCGGCGUUCGAGCAGCAUGCGGCGGGCAUUUUCUCCGUCUUCGAGGCCUUCGCCAUGGUGCCCAAGGCCGUGUUCGAGGACAGCGAGCGGAACGCGGUUGUCGUGUCGGCACGCAUGCAAGGAACGCUCAAGGGUGGGAGGGGCGAAUGGAGAAACGAAUGCGUCAUGCUGAUCACGCUUUCCGAAGACGGCACAAGGGUGGUUGCCGUGGAGGAGUUUGUUGACAGCGCGAAGGCGCUGGAGAUGCGGGCCAAAGUAGCGCCCAAGGGCUUCGAUGAGUGA